Molecule: messenger RNA, 695 nt
Organism: Asterias rubens (European starfish)
Lineage: Eukaryota; Metazoa; Echinodermata; Asteroidea; Forcipulatida; Asteriidae
Product: 40S ribosomal protein S15-like
Exons: 4
Coding region: 98-544 (148 amino acids)
Biological process (GO): ribosomal small subunit assembly; translation
Cellular component (GO): ribosome; cytosolic small ribosomal subunit
Molecular function (GO): RNA binding; structural constituent of ribosome
Source: RefSeq, a predicted model, not a curated record
GAAAAGGGCCAAAGGCCUCAAAACUCGAGGUUACGUUAAGGUUUCGAGAGGGCGCCCUUCAAAUUGUCCUUUCGCUUUACACUGCUCAUAAUCCAAAAUGGCUGACGCUGCAUCAGGAGAGGUUAAGAAGAAGCGUACCUUCAGGAAGUACACCUACAGAGGUGUGGACUUGGAGCAGCUUCUGGACAUGUCCAAUGAGCAGCUGAUGGAACUUCUGUGCUGCCGUCCACGCCGUAAGUUCAACCGCGGCCUGAAACGCAAGCCCAUGGCUUUGAUCAAGAAGCUGCGCAAGGCCAAGAAGGAGGCUCCCCCCAUGGAGAAGCCCGAGGUGGUCAAGACUCACUUGAGGAACAUGAUCAUUGUGCCCGAGAUGGUCGGCAGCAUCGUUGGUGUUUACCAAGGAAAGACCUUCAACCAGGUUGAGGUCAAGCCCGACAUGAUCGGCCACUACCUGGGCGAGUUCAGUAUCACCUACAAGCCAGUCAAGCACGGUCGCCCCGGUAUCGGUGCUACCCACUCCUCAAGAUUCAUCCCUCUCAAAUAGAUCGUCCAUAGACCACUGGCAGAGACCAUGGGAAGGGCAGGGGGUGUUUUAGUGUGGGACCUUGUGUAAUUAAUGAUGAUGACGAUGAUGAUGAUGGGAGGAAAAAAAGUUAAAUAAAACUAGGCUGGGGAUGCCUUAAAGUGAGAAGUAA